AUUUCCCAUUAUUCCGCCGCCGCCUACGGUAUCGACCAGGACAUUAAUACCGACCCUGAGCAGUCUCGCUCCUCUUCGCCGGAUUCCGCUGCCCCGCGCGUGAAAAAGCGCUUCAACAGCCACACCGUUUCCAAGAAGGCCCGCGGUGUCUUUGGCAAAGUUCGCGCAUUCCACCGGGUCGCGGCCGCCAAGAUGGCCCACCCGUCUAUCAAGAUCGAUACCAGCGUACAGACCACCAAGCGCGGCUUGCCGGAUGAAGCCGGCAUCGACCUACCAGACGCCGAACAAGGGAAUCCCAGGUUGGAGGAUGGAAACACAGAUGAUGUACCGCCGUUCCUGUGUCAAUCUGUCGCCGAGAUUCACGACAAGUUCGAAGAUUUGGAAUGGAUGCAGAGGACGCGGUUGACCGAGGGCAUGUUGUCCAACGAUCCUUCCCAUCCUUUUGCUCUCGAGGCAGACCCCAAGGUCAAGGCCAGGAACCGAUAUAUCAAUGUACAGGCUUGGGCAAAUUGUCGGAUCCAUCUGCGGGUGCCCGGCGGCGAAUGUGAUUUCAUCAACGCCUCGCCCAUUAUCCUCAGGGAUACGGUUACGGAGGAGGAGAGAAGAUAUAUUGCGACACAGGGCCCUAAGCUCGGACAUUUCUCACAUUUCUGGCACAUGGUCUUCCACGAAAGCAAGGAGGUCGGCGUCAUCGUCAUGCUCACCCAGACCUUUGAGGCAGGCCGAGAGAAAUGCGCCCAAUAUUUCCCAUUGGACUCGGAGGAGGACUCGAUGAUUCUUACGGCAGAGGAGUUGGAUCCAUUUGUGACUGACAAAUCCGAGGAUGGUUCUGGGAUCAUCGGCAAAGUGACUCUUUUGGAGUCUACGUUUGACCCGAAAGCGCGCUCCGAAAUUCGCAGGCUUGAGUUGACCAUUGGUUCCGAAUCGAAGGUCAUCUGGCACUUCCUCUUUGCAGGCUGGGCAGACUAUUCGAAACCCGAAGGGGAUGAUCGCGAGGCACUUCUCGAGCUGAUCAGGCUUUCGGCUUCUAAAUCCGGCCCGGACAAUCCACGUGUGGUGCACUGCAGCGCGGGUGUUGGCCGAACAGGAACAUUUAUCGCUCUCGAUCAUUUACUGGAAGAACUCGAAUCGGGCCAACUGCUGCAAGUAAGCGACGCAGAAUCGGACCCUGUCUUUGAAACAGUCAACCAAAUGCGCGAGCAACGAAUGAUGAUGGUGUACAACGAGAUGCAGAUGCAAUUUAUCUACGAAGUAUUGCGAGAACAGACUGACAUGAAGUUGGGGAAACUUCCGAAUCACGGUGACCAGUCACCCGGAAGCCAGUGUGAGCCGCGAUCUGCAAAAGUGGCCAAGUUGAACGACCAUGCGGACUAUCUGCCUACGUCGAAACCUGAAUUGGAAGCCGUCCUAGACCGUGUUCCAACUCCGACGCGCAGCUGGUCUAGAUCGUCCGAGGUCUCUGACAGCGAGUAA
Messenger RNA from Penicillium manginii, 1473 nucleotides. It is a transcript of the gene ptpB, whose product is annotated as tyrosine protein phosphatase PTP1. Gene Ontology annotation, biological process: protein dephosphorylation. NCBI's taxonomy places the organism in Eukaryota, Fungi, Ascomycota, Eurotiomycetes, Eurotiales, Aspergillaceae. The annotation marks the transcript as partial. The record is from RefSeq and is a predicted model, not a curated record. The transcript has 3 exons. Gene Ontology annotation, molecular function: protein tyrosine phosphatase activity.